Molecule: messenger RNA, 414 nt
Organism: Suhomyces tanzawaensis NRRL Y-17324
Lineage: Eukaryota; Fungi; Ascomycota; Pichiomycetes; Serinales; Debaryomycetaceae
Product: DUF4259 domain-containing protein
Exons: 1
Coding region: 1-414 (137 amino acids)
Source: RefSeq, a predicted model, not a curated record
AUGGGGGCUUGGUCACAUGAACCUUUUGGAAACGAUAAUGCUUGCGAUUGGGCAUAUGGACUCAAAGACAAGUCGGAUUAUUCCACAAUCGAAGAAGCGUUUGAUCAAAUUAUUAAGGCAAAAGCCACGGAAGAAUACUUAGAUGCCGAUUACAGCACCGAGGCUAUCGCAGCAGCAUAUGCAUUGGUGAAAGCAUCCGGAAAGUCAACUGCAGAAGAUGCUUACACCAACCAUGUUGAUGAAUGGGUGAAGAGAGUUCAAGAGAAGCCUUCAGUGGAAUUGGUGAAUAAGGCCCAGAUUGCGUUGAAUUUGGCCCUCACCGAAGACUCAGAACUUUACGAGUUGUGGGCGGAAACAGAAGAUCUCGGCGUAUGGAAAGAGACCGUUACGGACUUGAUUGAAAAGUUAAAGUGA